AUGCGCUUCGUCAAGUUCGCCCUCGCAACGCUCACGCUCGCUACGCUUGCCUCUCUGGGCCAGGGACUUCCAGCCGCUGAAGCUCGCGCCGCUGAUGAUCGUGGUCAGGACACCCACUCUCUACGCAGCAAGCGAGCCUUUACGCCGCAGAUCGCAGACAUUCUAGGUCCUCGAGAGCCGGGAAUGGCUGGCACCCUCUACGCUCGCAACUCGAACCCUACCUGCACCUGUUGCGCGAACUAUGGUAGCGGAGAGACGAUAUUGAAGAUUGCAUGA
Molecule: messenger RNA, 276 nt
Organism: Jaminaea rosea
Lineage: Eukaryota; Fungi; Basidiomycota; Exobasidiomycetes; Microstromatales
Exons: 3
Coding region: 1-276 (91 amino acids)
Source: RefSeq, a predicted model, not a curated record